UGUAUUUAUGGUGUGGAGGACGAUUCCUAUAAAGACAAGAACAUGCUUUGUUUAACCACGUGUUUCAUGCUACAGGAAAAUGAGAGGUUCACAUAUUUACUUGUGUUCAGUACCUUUCUCUUACGUUGUAGAUUUAUCUCAACAGUUGUUUCACAAUACGUUUCUUAUAUCGAAUACAUCGCCAACCAUUAGUCUGAUCACUCUUGAUUGAUUAUAUCUGUGGCUAUAGUGACUUAGUGCGACACAUCAACACAAGAAUGGAUAUCAACAGGUGGAGUCUUCAAUGUAUGACUGCUCUUGUAACCGGUGGAACCAAGGGAAUUGGGUAUGCAAUAGUGGAGGAACUUGCAAGUUUUGGUGCAAGAGUGCACACGUGUGAUAUAGACCAAACUUCGCUUGAUGAAUGCUUAAGUGAAUGGCAAAGAAAAGGGUUUCAAGUCAGUGGUUCAAUUUGUGAUGUUACCUCUCGACCUCAAAGAGAUCAGCUGAUGCAGACUGUUUCUUCUCUAUUUGGUUCCAAACUCAACAUCCUUGUUAACAAUGUUGGCAAGUUCAUGUUAAAGCCAACUUUAGAAAGUACAGCAGAAGAUUUCUCAAGUUUGAUGUCUACCAAUUUGGAAUCUGCUUACCAUAUCUCCCAAUUGGCUCAUCCUUUGCUUAAAGUCUCGGGGAAUGGUAGUAUCAUAUUCAUUUCCUCUGUAUCAGGGAUUGUCUCUGGAACUGCCUCCGUAUAUGGUGCAACAAAAGGAGCCAUGAAUCAACUGGGAAGAAACUUGGCAUGUGAAUGGGCAAGUGAUGGUAUAAGGGUUAACUCUGUUGCUCCUUGGGUCACUGCAACUUCACUUGUCAAAAAAUAUCUUGAUGACAAGAAGUUCGCCGAGGCUAUGUUCUCAAGAACCCCAUUAGGCCGUGCGUGUGAGCCGCGUGAGGUUGCGUCUUUGGUUACAUUUCUUUGUCUGCCUGCAGCUUCUUAUAUAACAGGACAAACCAUUUGUGUUGAUGGAGGUUUCACUGUUAAUGGCUUUUCCUACAAGCCAGAGGUUUAAACCCUAGAAAACAUUUCUAGAACAACAUUGUUGUGAUGUAUGAACAAUACGUUAUGUUUAGUUUUCUUAUAAACUCGAUUACUGCAUCAUGUCCAAGUAAAAUGAAGCUUUUGAAGCAGAGAUCUUGGAAUCAGAGUGUUUGUGUGAGUAAAUUUGGGUUCCUUUGAUUACUUUUAGUGAUAACAUAAGAGCUUAGUCUGUGAUCAUACCACCCAACAACGACUAAAGCAGAAAAAAUAAAAAUUUAUUAAGGUCAGCGGAUUGUAAAAUUUAUAUUGAUUCUUCAAAGAUUAUAAUUACUGAUUUUAGCAAAUGUAUUAAUUACUUUGUCGUAACUCAUACCGUAUUCUUUUGUGUUUAGCUAAAGUAUUGAUUUGAAAUACUCCAAAAUAACCGGGAAAAUAAACAUUUAAAUCCUUAACUAUUUGAAAUUAGCAAGUUUAAUAUUGAAGUAUUGUUUGCACGAUUUUAUUCCCCAACUAAUAGUUGACUUGACAAAUUGGUAAUUUAAAAAAUCAGCCGUUAAAUCAUAAACGAUUCUCAUUAGUUUUAUAUCAAUUAUCCUCGGCACUGAACCUGAAAAACUCAAAAUUCCCAAAUUCUAAUUCUAAUUUGAGCGAAGACGAUUUCCGACGACGAAAAAGACAAUUUUCGAUGAUAUUUGUUUCUGUGAUUUGGCCGGAUUAGUUUUUUAUCACCAGAAACCGUCUAUAUUGUCACUGAAAUCGUCAUCACUCAAAGUUAGAGUUUGAAUUUGAGAAUUUCGAGUUUUUCAAGUUUAAUGACAAAAAUAAUUGAUAUACAAUUAAAUAAAAUCGAUUUAACGAUUGACCUUUUAAGUUACCAAUUUGCUAAAUCAACUAUUAGUUAGAGAAUAAAAUCAUACAAGUAAUACUUCAAUAGUAAACUUGCUGAUUUCAAUAGUAAAGUUGCUGAUUUCGAGUUUUUCAGGUUCAAUGAUAAGGAUAAUUGAUAUAAAAACUAAAGAAAAUCGAGUUAACGAUUGAAUUUUUAGUUACCAAUUUGCCAAAUCAACUAUUAGUUAGAGAAUAAAAUCGUACAAGUAAUACUUUAAUAGUGAACUUCCUAAUUUCAGGUAGUACAAUUUACCAAAUCAACUAUUAGUUAGAGAUUAAAAUCGUACAAGUACUACUUCAAUAGUAAACUUGCUGAUUUCAAUAGUAAAGUUGCUGAUUUCGAGUUUUUCAAGUUUAAUGAUAAGGAUAAUUGAUAUAAAACUAAAAAAAAAUCGAUUUAACGAUUGACUUUUUAGUUACCAAUUUGUCAAAUCAACUAUUAGUUAGAGAAUAAAAUCGUACAGGUAAUACUUUAAUAGUAAACUUCCUAAUUUCAGGUAGCCCCCCACCUCCCCCUCCCCCACACACAAAUAACUAUAGUACAAACGGGAUUGCUAUAUAAAAAUGUAAAUAAAAAGUAGUAUUUUGUCGUUCCAUCUGAAAUAAGUCGGUUACAGACCAUAAAAAGCAUAUAUGUUUUUACGUGAAUAAGUUUGCAUUUUCCGUAGUCAGUUCUGACAUGUACCUCAUGUCUAUUUUUUGUCCGCAAGCUGAACCUUUUCCGUUACAAAUUUUUCUUUUUUUAAUUUUAUUUCAUGAUAAUACAUCAAUAAUUGAGACCGGUUAAUUUAAUGAACACAAAUUAAAUCAAUAUCAUUUGUACGUAUACAUAAAUAUAAUGUAUAUUUCAAAAUAAAUCACAUCCGAUCAUCAAGCAUGUAAUAAGCCUUUACUUAACUGUGGUUUUAUAUCAACAAUCCUUGUAAACUUAAGGAU
This is a messenger RNA of Brassica rapa (field mustard), 2839 nucleotides long. Its product is annotated as tropinone reductase homolog At1g07450. The record is from RefSeq and is a predicted model, not a curated record. Gene Ontology annotation, molecular function: oxidoreductase activity. Lineage: Eukaryota; Viridiplantae; Streptophyta; Magnoliopsida; Brassicales; Brassicaceae.